AUGAAAAACUCUUAUGAAGAAACUUUGGACCACCUGGAGACCUUGAAGAGAGAGAACAAGAACCUGCAGCAAGAAAUCUCUGAUUUGACUGAACAUAUUGCUGAAUCAGGAAAGACAAUUCAUGAGCUUGAAAAGGGGAAGAAGACAGCAGAAAAUAAGAGAGCAGAAGUCCAGAUUGCCCUAGAGGAGGCAGAGGCUACACUGGAGCACGAAGAAUCAAAGAUCAUCCAUAUCCAGCUCGAGCUCACCCAGGCCGCGAUGAUGGCAGAAGAGCUGAAGAAGGAGCAGGACACCAGCUCUCAUUUGGAGAGGAUGAAGAAGAACCUGGAGGUGACAGUGAAAGACCUGCAGCAACGUCUGGAUGAAGCUGAGAAUCUCGCCCUAAAGGGCGACAAGAAGCAGCUCCAGAAACUGGAGGCUAGGGUCCGAGAGCUGGAGUCGGAGGUCGAGGCCGAGCAGAGACGUGGAGCUGAAGCUGUGAAAGGAGUCCGCAAAUAUGAACGCAGGGUAAAGGAACUGACUUACCAGUUUGAGGAGGACAAGAAGAAUAUCGCCCAACUUCAGGAUCUGGUGGACAAGCUGCAGCUGAAAGUGAAAUCCUGCAAGAGGCAGUCUGAGGAGGAGGAGCAGGCCAACACUCACCUGUCCAGGUACAGGAAGGUGCAGCAUGAGAUGGAGGAAGCUCAGGAGAGAGCUGACAUCGCUGAGUCUCAGGUGAACAAGCUGAGAGCAAAAAGCCGUGAGAUCGUCAGGGGAAAGGAGGGUGAAGAAUGA
Anarrhichthys ocellatus (wolf-eel) is the source of this 774-nucleotide messenger RNA. Its product is annotated as myosin-7-like. Bases 1 to 774 code for a protein of 257 amino acids. The transcript is spliced from 8 exons. NCBI's taxonomy places the organism in Eukaryota, Metazoa, Chordata, Actinopteri, Perciformes, Anarhichadidae. Gene Ontology annotation, cellular component: myosin complex. The record is from RefSeq and is a predicted model, not a curated record.